Messenger RNA from Zymoseptoria tritici IPO323, 2088 nucleotides. RefSeq names its product fungal transcriptional regulatory protein. Gene Ontology annotation, biological process: DNA-templated transcription; regulation of DNA-templated transcription. The transcript is spliced from 2 exons. Gene Ontology annotation, cellular component: nucleus. The annotation marks the transcript as partial. Gene Ontology annotation, molecular function: DNA binding; DNA-binding transcription factor activity, RNA polymerase II-specific; zinc ion binding. Lineage: Eukaryota; Fungi; Ascomycota; Dothideomycetes; Mycosphaerellales; Mycosphaerellaceae. The record is from RefSeq and is a predicted model, not a curated record.
CUCUCCGAUCCGCAAUCGCGCCGUGCGUCGGAAGAAGACACAAAUAAUGCCGCUACCAAUGGACAGGCCGGGAAGCUGAAAAGAAUUGCGUGCGUGAUCUGUCGGAAGCGCAAGCUGAAAUGCGAUGGCGCCAAACCUGCAUGCGGAACGUGUUCACGCCUGCAGCAUGACUGUUCGUAUGAUGAGGCGAGGAAGAAGAGUGGGCCCAAGAGAGGAUACGUGAAAGCACUCGAACAGAGGCUCGCGCAGGUCGAGACGCUUCUCAAAACGCAGGAUGAUGUUCCGGUGCAGGUCCCGGUGUCGAGGCGGGAAGGAAGCGGCAUUGGCGCUAUACCUGAGGACGAUACAUUUGAGAUUGAAAUGAUGCCGGUACUUUUAGGACAGGACAAUUUUCAUCUACGGUCCGCUGGUGCAGGUCAUUUGGACGGCAGCUUCGAGCAGCCAACGGAAUUGAUCGGCCUUGGACUAGAUGAACCUCUCCCGAACCAGGACAUCGUUGACGCCCUCAACAAUGCCUACUUUACCAAGAUUCACCCAUCUCUCCCUGUGGUUCAUCGGUCACGAUACUAUGCUGCCAUGCACCUUGCGCCGCACAUGCGGCCGCCUAUCGCGUUGCGAUACGCCAUGUGGUGUAAUGCCGCCGGAGUGACGGAUCAGUACGAAGGCCUACAAGAAGCGUUCUACGUUCGGGCGAGAAAGUACCUGCAACAGGACGAGAUGAAGGGGCAUGGUGAACCAUCAAUCACUGUGGGGCAUUGCCAGGCAUGGUCUCUGUUAGCGACCUAUGAGUUCAAGCUGAUGUACUUCCCUCGAGCGUGGAUGUCGGCCGGUCGGGCCUGUCGGCUGGCGCUGAUGAUGGGCUUGCAUCGACAAGAUGGACUGGGUGUGGAUGUCAAACAGUGCAUACCACCGCCGAGAGAUUGGACAGAAAGGGAGCAGAGGCGAAGGACAUUCUGGAUGGCGUUCUCCGUGGAUCGAUAUGCGAGCAUUGGGACUGGCUGGCCAAUGACGGUGGAUGAAGGAGACAUCAUGACCAAUCUGCCUUGUGAAGAGGAUGCGUACGAUAUGAGCCGGGAGCCAGCGACGGCGUUGUCCCUCAAACAGGCCUUGGAACCGUCUGGCCCAGCAGGUGUUUCUAGCUUCGGUGGCGUGGUCUUGAUGGCAUGUCUGUUUGGCCGGAACAUCACACAUCUGCAUCGACCUGGUCCGGACGACCGAGCCGAUGAUCUGGAAGGGGAAUUCUGGAAGCGACACCGAGAUCUGGAGAACAUUAUUCUCAAUAUAUCGCUCGCUCUCCCGGAGCACUUGAGACUACCGCAGGGCCUGAACAACGCCAAUACUGUCUUCCUGAAUAUGUACCUCCAUACUUCGACGAUAUGUCUCCAUCAGGCGGCCAUCUUCAAGGCGGACAAGAACCGGAUGUCGGCUCGUGUCUCGGCGGAGAGCAAAGUGCGGUGCAUCACGGCGGCGGCCGAAACGGCGAGCAUUAUGCGUCAGAUCUGCCACCUUGACCUGUCUGCCAUGAACCCGUUCAUAUGUUUCUCCCUUUACGUGGCCGCUCGCGUCUUCGUUCAAUACCUCAAAUCCCGCCCGAAGGAUUCUCAAGUCCAGUCCUCUCUCCAAUUCCUCCUCUCGGCCAUGCACGCAAUCAAGCGCAAGAACCCACUCACCAACUCCUUUCUCGUCCAGCUAGACGUCGACAUGGAAGGUGCUGGACUGGAGCCUUCUCUGAGAGCAACGACGCAAAUUCUCCGAACGCAAUUGCCAACUUUCAUCGAUGGAUGUAAUGCGCAACAUCUUCUCGCGCCACAACUUGGCGACAAAGACGGCACCAAGUGGAAAGGACGGCCUACUUAUGGCGACACCGGCCUGGCCGCUUACAGUAGACCAGAUCUGACUGGACAAUGGCCGUCAACAACGCCUGCCAGUGAGAGCCACUCGACAGGUUUCGUACUGCCUGUCCGAACGCCAGGUGGUACCUCUCUGCCUGCCGAUAUGGACACCAGUCCGGAUAACAGCGGCGACCAAGGGACGACACCCGCUUCAAGCACCCAGUCGCAGCGGAACGGAGUUUCCUCAGGCACGUCA